CCCCUUUGUUCAGUCUAGCCGGUGGGUUGAGUCAGAGGGAAGGCUGUGCUUACCCAACAAACCCCACACCACUGUGGGAACACGGACAAGAGCGUAAAGAGACCACCGAGACUGUUUGCGUGAUACAUUUUGCAACCAAGACGAGCAGAAAAAAAAAGUUGGCUUUGAGUGUUGCUGAUGCUGCAUUUCGUUUUCGGAAACAGUCGGGGACGUGUGUGUGCUCAGUGAUCGGCUGCUAAGACAGAGAUACAUGUCGAGGAGACAUCGUCGCCCAGCUCUCAUCCUGACAGAAAUGAACCCAUCACCGGUGCGCUCCUCCUGCUCCUCCUGCUCCUGCUCCGGCUGCUGACACUGUGCAGUUGUUGCCAUCAUCCGCUGAUCCACGCUGACUCUCCCUUUCAGUUUCUGCUCAGCAUCCAUAUUUGCAUCCCAGGGAGUGGCAACCACUAAUCCCCCCCUUUUCGCCUGGGAAGAAAAUUGAAAGUUCACCGGCUUCAUCGGACGCGCUAUUUCCCCCCCACCCAGAAAGCUGAACAUGGAGAGUGACAGCUGCCACUCCCACAUCUAGUGCCUGAUCCAGACGCCUUCAUCACCCGGGGAGGAGCUCUCAGGUCCUGGCCGUCUUCCCCUGCCUCUCUGAGAAUGAAUAUGCUGAAGUCCAGUGGACUGAAGAUCCCCGGCCGGGGGCCCAAACAUUCCAGCCCAGUGGGAAGGACCUCAGCGGGCGGGACGUCCAGCCCUGUGGUCCCUAAAGACAACUGUCCACUGAAGCCCACCACACCGACUAAACUAACCGAAGAGGGCGACGAUGUUUUGGGGGACUACACGGUGGGCGAGCAGGUCUGGGUCAACGGGGUCAAACCAGGAGUCAUCGCCUACCUCGGGGAGACCCAGUUCGCCCCGGGACAGUGGGCCGGCGUGAUCCUGAACGACCUAGUUGGCAAGAACGACGGAUCAGUGGGCGGCGUGCGCUACUUCGAGUGCCAGCCGCUGCAGGGCAUCUUCACGCGGCCCUCCAAGCUCAACCGACAGCCGGUCGGGGAGGGGAGCGACAGCCUCUCCACCGAGUCGCUCUCUGCUCUGAAUCUGUCUCAUCUGGGCGGCGGCCCCCAGAGGGUGGUGGUACCGCUCAGAGAGGGGCUGCUUAACAGUGCAGUGAAGACCGGAAACGAGUCUGGGUCCAACAUGUCCGACAGCGGCUCUGUGAAGAAAGGAGGGGAUAAGGAUUUACGAAUCGGAGAUCGAGUUUUGGUGGGCGGCUCUAAGAUGGGAGUCAUACGCUACAUCGGGGAGACAGACUUUGCCAAGGGGGAGUGGUGUGGGGUCGAGCUGGACGAGCCCCUGGGGAAGAACGACGGAGCAGUAGCUGGUACAAGAUAUUUUCAGUGUCUUCAGAAGUUCGGCCUGUUCGCUCCGAUCCACAAAGUGAUCCGCAUCGGCUUCCCGUCCACCAGCCCGGCCAAGGCCAAGAAGAGCAAGCGGAUGGCCAUGGGGGUCUCCUCUCUGGCCCACAGCCCCAGCAGCUCCUCCAUCAGCUCCGUCAGCUCGGUGGCCUCCUCCGUGGGCGGACGCCCGAGCCGGACCGGACUGCUGACGGAGACGUCGUCGCGUUACGCCCGUAAGAUCUCGGGCACCACGGCCCUGCAGGAGGCGCUGAAGGAGAAGCAGCAGCACAUCGAGCAGCUGCUGGCCGAGAGGGACCUGGAGCGAGCCGAGAUGGCCAAAGCGACGAGCCGCAUCAGUGAGGUGGAGAAGGAGCUGAACAUCUUCAAGGCGCAGCACGUGCAGUACAUGACGGAGAAUGAAAGCACCCUGCAGCAGGUCAAAGCCAUGAUGGCCUCCACACAGAAAGACAAACUGGAGCUGGCCAAUCAGCUGGAGGAAGAGAAAAGGAAAGUGGAGGAUCUCCAGUUCAGAGUGGAGGAGGAAUCCAUCACCAAAGGAGACCUGGAGGGAAGAUGCUCUCAUGAUGCAGCAUCCUUGAGGUUGGGUAAGAGAACCAAGCAAACCACGGUUGAGGAGCAGAGUCGUAUCGUGCAGCUGGAGGAGGAGCUCGGCCUGCGGCGGGCCGAGAUCGAGAACCUGCAGACCAAACUGAGAGGAGCCGAUGCAAACUCGACGAACGGCGGUGAACUCGCCCCGGGGUCGGACGCCCAGCCGGAGACCCUCCACCAGCUGGCGUCGGAGAGCAGCGAGCUCAAAGAGAAGUAUGAGACGGCGGCGGCGGCAGCGAGCCGGCAGGAGGUAGAGGCGCUGAAGGCGGUGGUGGAGAAUAAGAACCAGGAGCUCAGUGAGAUGAAGCUGAAAGUCCAACAGGCCACCAAAGAGAACAUGGACAUGAUGGACACCUGGAAGGCUAAAUUUGACACUUUGGUGAGCGACCACCAGCGCUCCCUGGAGGAGCUGAAGGCCACGCUGAGCAGCGACCGUGCGGCUCCAGAAGGUCAGGAGCAGGAUGCCCAGGAGCUGAGGACCGCUCUGGAGAGCCUGAAGAUGGAGCACCAGCUGGAGGUGGAGAACCUCAAGGCCAAGCACAAGAUCGAAGCCGCCAUUCUCACCAAGGAGCGCGAAGACUUCUGCUCUCGACUGCAGGACGCCAAAGAGCAGCUGGCAGAGGGGAACCAGGCGUCGAGGGCCGAGCAGGAGGCCAAAGGCGGCAAACAGGCGCUGGACGUGGCCGCGGAUAAGCUGCAAAAGGCGGAGCAGAGGCUGGCGGAGAUGGAGAAGCGUCAGCUGGAGCGGGACAGGAGCACAGAGGAGCUGAGAGAGAGGCUGGAGCUGUCGGAGAAGAAGAUGAAGGACUACCAGGCUCUGCAGAAAGCUCAGGCCGAGAGCCAGGAGGAGAUCCAGAAACUGGAGGAGAAGCUGAGGGUGACGGCCAACCAGCUCCAGGCCAUCCAGGCCGACCGCUACACGUCCAACGAUGCAAAUGUGAUCGAAGAUAAUGAAAUAUCAGACGAGAAGAUGAAGCUAAAACAAAACAUCGAAGAAACGAUGGAGAAGUUGUUGAAAAGAGAAAAAGAAGUCUCCACUCUCACGUCCCAAGUCGAAGGCCUCAAAUCCCAGAUCGGAGCGCUGGAGAGCAAAGUCCGCUCGGGGGAUAAGAAAUCUGAGGCGCUGGCCCGGGAGAAUCUGCGCGUGGAGGCAGAGCUGGAGUCCAUGACCAAGAAGUCCCAUGAUGCAUCUGGGCAGCUGGUCCACAUCAGCCAGGAGCUGCUGAAGAAAGAGAGGAGUCUGAACGAGCUGAGAGUCUUACUCCUGGAAUCACAUCGUCACUCCCGAGACAUGGAGAAAGAUCUGACCCGAGAGGUGCACAAGGCCGAGUGGAAGGUCAAAGAGCAGAAACUUCAGGACGACAUCAAGACCCUGCGUGACAAACUGCUGCUCCUGGGUCGUGAACGGUCCUCCCCAGACCACCGGCGGUACUCCAUGCUCGACCCCUCCGCCCUGGACUCGGAGGUGAGCCGCCUCCGCCAGCGGCUGCUCAACACCGAGGACGCCCUGAGGAACGCGCUGGAACACAACCAGCAGGUCGACCAGCUGGUGCUGGCCAUGCGCAAGCAUCCAGAGAAAAGCCCGGCGCACGGUGCAAAUUCAGCCAAUGGGAUUCAUCAUCAGGAGGCGGACGGCACUCGAGAUGUUGGGUCAACACUGAUAUGAGCAGAAGAGACGAGAAUAAACCGGGACACGCAGAGACUCUCACGACGACGUUUCUCCUGAUUCUGAUGCAAAACGGACAACCUGAAGAAAAAAAUUCCCGUUUACACUUAAAAAACCAAAACAGCGACAUCUCUAUCCUGAGUGAAUUUAUGUGUUGUUGCAGAACGCUUUCUAUUAGCCAAUCAUGAAGACCGCUUAAAGUACUAUACAAAUACAAACAAGGACAUGGACAUGAAGAUUUAUUAUCGGUACAGCUCCUGCAGAGAAAAACAAAAUGGCGACUUGUGAUGCUUUACACUAGUUAGAAAGACCAAGCUGCCGGGAACUCUUGAGACAAUUCUGAAAUUUGGAUCCGAAGACUAAACACGACCGAUGGACAACGAGCUGGAGAAACUGGGUCUUUUCUCGUCUUUGUUUUUAUUUAUUACUUUUUUUUUUUUUUUUGCUCCUCAGCUUUUGUAACGAUACUUUAUGGAUGAGCUGUGUCGGCCUGUGAUACUCUGAGCGACUCUUUGAGGAUGAUACUGACGAGUUUUUUAACAGGGGGUUUGUCUCAUUGGUCACCUUUAAUAACACCUGAUCAGAGAAUUAGUGAUGAAGCCUUUAAGGCCCUGACACACCAAGGAGGUCGUCGGUGCAGUCGGUGAGAUGAAUCUCUCUGAUUGGCUGUUGGGAGGUUUCAUUUCUCUCCAGCUCUCCUCACAGGUUCAGGUUCUCCCCUUGAGCAUGUCUCUGUAGUCUCCAUGCUUUCACCCAUUAGUGCGGUUUCUCCUUAUUUGUCUCCUCCUCCUCUUCUUUUCUUUUUCCCACUAAAAGACCAAGAACUGACAACGCCAGCGCCAUUUUCUACUUUUUAUCAGACAUUAUUCUCCAUUAGUAGACGACCUAUAAUACGAGUGGUGACCGACAGCGGUGUGAAAAUGGUCUUCUCGUAUCAUAACAACGGACUACCGCCCCCUGCUGGCACGGAGAGGUAUUUCCUCUCACUGCAUGAGCAGAACGUACGUGGUGGUUGGCCGUCGGCUGUAGUCUUUGCGGUGUGUUCAAGUGCAACUUUUUUGGCCACUAGUUCGUUGCUGUCUGCUUGGUGUGUCAGGGCCUUUACAGUUAGCUCAGACCAGGGUUCAAGGUCCUGGUAAAAUGACCAUCCAGUAUUUAUACCAAUUUUCCCGUUUGGGGUCUCAUGGGGCUGGAGUUGAUCCCAGCUGUCAUUGGGCGAGAGGCGGGGUUACACCCUGGACUGCUCACCAGUCAAUCACAGGGCACCAGGAAAAUAUGUGGUAGUCAACGAUCCAGCCUGAGAGCUCAUUCAGUUCUCAAUUAUAUACCAACAACUGCUCGACAUAUUGUUCACAAAAUCCUCCACUAGCAGAGAGUCACAAGCUUUGACAUUUCAUCCACUAAAUCCUCUCUUCAGGUGUUGGAAAAGGUGACUGUCAGACCAAGCUCCUUAAGAAAACAGUCAGUCUUCAGCCUUUGCACAUCAGUGGACUCCCUGCUGGAGAUUAUUCCCUGGGAGGGAGGGGGGAGGGGCUGCUGAAUCAGCUCUAUGUCAUGUUACUGUAUGUUUAUAGGAUGAAUAUAGUGAAUCAUUCCAGACUUUUUUUGUGUUCUCUUUAAACCGUCUGACCCUCUACCGACACACCUCUUUACUCCAUCAGCUGUUUUUAUUUACAGUGUAACAUGACAGACUUUGAUGCACCAGUAUUAAUUCAUUAAUUCACAUAAGAUACAAACAACCGCAGCCCCCGCUUUGAGCCCAUUUUCAUGCUGUAUGAUAACGUCCUCUCUGACCUUUUUGUCGAGCUACUGAAGGGCUGUCACAGGAGCUAAAAAAAAAAGCCAAACUAUGGAUGUAAGAUGUUACGCUCAACAUCUGGAUUUUCCCAUUUAUACUGUAAGUCUUCCAAAUAUUUUUUUCUCCAUGUGUCUAAACGAGGACUUCCUGUUUGCAGAUUCUUUUGCUUUACAGGAGACAUCGCACCCGGGAGGUGAGCGGUGAGCGGCGGGGGAAAUAUGGGGUCUCCUGAGCAGAACAUGCAGGGGCUCGAGCUAAGAUAAAGCCUGCUUCUUCUUCUUUUUUUUCUUUUUUUUUUCUUUCCCCCACAUUGGAUAUUGUACAUGGCCUUUUUUCAGCUGGAGGGGGGUCGUACCCUUUGGAUUAUUGCUGCAAUGGUUUCGGAGAUUGAGUCAUUAAAUAUUAACAAUGUUGGCGAGG
This is a messenger RNA of Labrus mixtus (cuckoo wrasse), 5878 nucleotides long. It is a transcript of the gene clip2, whose product is annotated as CAP-GLY domain containing linker protein 2. Bases 643 to 3660 code for a protein of 1005 amino acids. Gene Ontology annotation, biological process: cytoplasmic microtubule organization. Gene Ontology annotation, molecular function: microtubule plus-end binding. Lineage: Eukaryota; Metazoa; Chordata; Actinopteri; Labriformes; Labridae. The record is from RefSeq and is a predicted model, not a curated record. The transcript has 18 exons. Gene Ontology annotation, cellular component: microtubule plus-end; nucleus; cytoplasm.